GGAGGUGGGUGGGGGGGGGGGGGCGGGGGGGGCUGACUCCCUCUGAGUCUCUGAGAGGCUGUGGACUCGGCAGCCCGGACUCCCCCGGGCCUGGCCAGCAGUGAGGUUCAGGGGAGGUCCUCGCCAGGGGACAGAGGCCCUCAUUCAGUUUGGGGAGGGGGGGAUUGGUCCCAGGACCCCUGCUGACAUCACAGACGGGUGCAGAGGACCAGUCCGGAACCCUUUCCCGAGGACGGGUGGGCAGGGAGCCGGCAGGUGGGACCACCAGGACGGGACGGUGACUCCCAGCCCCUGCCGUCUGCCCCUGACAAGCUCCCAGCCUCAUGGCCCCCUAAGUGCAUCCCAACCACCGUGGGCCCCGACGUCCUGCCCUCACAAACAGGCCUUGGCGAGGGCCGUUCCUUCUGCUGGGAGUGGCCUCCUCAUCCCAGGUCUCAGAUGAAUGUCACAGUCACAGUGACACUCUCUCUGUUCCGUUAGACUUGGCCAAGCCACAGAUGGCUUGGCGAGCAGGGAUGGUUUGCCAAUUCAGCUUCCCGGACCCAGACUUUUUUGGCCUCCAUUCUGCCUCCCCUUUGUCCUCAUGGCCCAAGAUGGCGGCCCGAGCUCAAGCCCUCACAUCUCUGUCCCAGGCAUCAGGAGGAAGGAGAGGACAAAGAAGAAGCAGGUCACAGGGUGAUCACCCAACUGCCAUUUGGGGACCGUCCCCAGAGCUGUCACAUGACACACAACUACUGUCACGCAAGGGAUGCUGGGAAAUAUCUUCUCCCCUGAAAACUGGAGCACCUGGGCCAUCUGGCGUGCCUCAGAUGCCCCUCGGGAAUCUUCCAGCAUGUGUGGUGCGCGUCUCCUGCUCCACGGAAGCCGUGCCCAAGCCCCUGCCAAAGCCCCGUCGUGCAGCCCAGGGCAGGGGUCCUGUCUGGGUGAUGGAGAAGGAUCCCAGGGAGACCCACAGCCCAGGGAGGAGGGGGAACACGUGCCCCUCCCCCCUGCCCGGUGGGCACAGGUGAGCCGGCCCGGGGAACAUGACCACGGGAGACGGUUGACCCUGGACCGCGUCCCUCAGGAUCCCCACCAGCCCCGCCCGGAGCCAGGAGCCCCGAGGCAAGUGCCACGUGUGGCGUCCGAAGCGAAAUCUCUUGCUCCUCGAGAAGAAGGCUGGCAGAGCCCGCGUCUCCUCACCGCCCUCCUGGCUUCCCAAGGUCAGAACACGAGAGGCCCCAGUCCUCCUAGCUCCCAAGGUUUGGGGAGCAGGCUGGGGGGGGGACAGCCGCACGGGGGCCUCCGGCCGAGCGGCGCGGACUCACCCACCGGCAUCUGCACGCGGACGUCUGGCGGACAUGUCCGCCCAGCGUGUCCCCGUCACCUCCAAAGCCCCCGCGCCGUCCCGUUCACCACGCGUCACCACAUUCCCCCCGCGGCUCAGACGGGAGCCCCAGGACGAGCCGUAGGCCCCGCGGUCCCUCCCCCGAUAUCCGGCCGACGGGAAGAGGUGUCCGGUCACUCAGCCCGCGACAGCCCGCAGGUCCUUCCACCUUCACCGGAACCAGCUUCGCCUUCUGGGCCUGAGCAGAUGCCCCCAGGUCCCCACCCCACCCCGCCGCCCCGCCACCCAGCCUCGGUGGCCCGUCAGCGGACGGAGGCUGCAGGCUUUGGCUCCCGCCGAGGUUGGCUCCGAGCUCCCCCAGGGUCUGGCGCUGCUCCGGGGGAGGGUCCCUCCCGCCCGUCCCAGCUCCCAGGGACCCCAGUGGCCCUCGGCUUGAGGCGGCGUCCCUGAGUGUCACUCUGGUCUCACUUGGCCUCCUCUCUCCUUCUCUGCUGAGGACGUCUGCCCUUGGAUUUUGUUCCCACCUAAACUAGGAUGAUCUCAUCUCAUGAUCCUUAACUUAAUUACAUCUACAAAGACUCUUUCCAAGGAAGGUCAUAGUGACAGACUCAGAGUAGGCAUAUCUUUUGGGGGCCACCGUCCACUCCACUAGAGUGUGUCCCUUGUCCUUGCCAUCUUCCAGCAUCUCCGCACCUGCAAAAGCUUCACCUCACCU
Molecule: messenger RNA, 2042 nt
Organism: Herpailurus yagouaroundi (jaguarundi)
Lineage: Eukaryota; Metazoa; Chordata; Mammalia; Carnivora; Felidae
Product: translation initiation factor IF-2-like
Exons: 2
Coding region: 749-1777 (342 amino acids)
Source: RefSeq, a predicted model, not a curated record